AUUGUCGUUGUGCCUCUCCUAUCCAAAAAUUUACGUUUUUCUAUAAUCAAGAAUCCAUAUAAAAAAUAAUUAAUUGAAAACAAUUAAUGAAUUCAUUGCAUCUUUUAUUAAUUAAUAUCUUAGAUCUCGAUUUCCAAAGUGUUUAAUACAUCUCAUUGAAAAUUAUAUUGUGUAUUGAAAGGUGCAAUCUGUAUUAAGUGAUAAAAUGUGGGGCGAUUCUUUAUUGAUUGUUUUUAUUUCAAUAUGCACAGCUUUUUUAGGAGAAGGUUUGACUUGGGUUUUGGUGUACAGAACAGAAAAAUAUCAAAAACUUAAGGUAGAAGUCGAACGCCAAAGUAAAAAACUGGAGAAACGUAAAGAAGCCCAUGGGGAUUCUCUGGAUAAGCAACACAAAAAGAAAAUUGGAAGAGAAGAAGAAAGGUUGAAGAAUAAUAACAGAGAUCUGUCACUUGUUAAGAUGAAAUCAAUGUUUGCAAUUGGUUUUGCUUUCACAGCACUCUUGAGUAUGUUUAAUAGCAUUUUUGAUGGCAGAGUCGUGGCCAAGUUGCCAUUUCAUCCUAUUACCUGGAUACAAGGACUGAGUCAUAGAAACCUUCCUGGAGACAACUAUACAGAUUGCUCAUUCAUCUUUUUGUAUAUACUCUGUACUAUGAGCAUAAGGCAAAAUAUUCAAAAGCUCUUAGGAUUUGCUCCAUCAAGGGCUGCAUCUAAACAAGGUGGUGCAAUGUUUACUGCAACACCUCAAUUUAAGUAAAAAUCUAUUUAUUUAUAAAGUUGUAAUUAGAAGUAGUAAGAAUUAUAGUGGAUUUAAUUAAAAUGUAGGGAUUUCUAUAAGAAAA
This is a messenger RNA of Papilio polytes (common Mormon), 839 nucleotides long. RefSeq names its product transmembrane and coiled-coil domain-containing protein 1. The record is from RefSeq and is a predicted model, not a curated record. Gene Ontology annotation, molecular function: calcium channel activity. The coding region runs from base 206 to 754 and encodes 182 amino acids. Lineage: Eukaryota; Metazoa; Arthropoda; Insecta; Lepidoptera; Papilionidae. Gene Ontology annotation, biological process: endoplasmic reticulum calcium ion homeostasis. Gene Ontology annotation, cellular component: endoplasmic reticulum membrane; endoplasmic reticulum; cytoplasm. The transcript is spliced from 5 exons.